AUGGUCCUCGUGACCUCACUGCGGAGCGCGUGCUGCACUGAUGCGCAGUGCCGCUGUGAAUCACAUCAUCACCACGGCAACCGGUGCGUUCACGGCCAGCCUCAGCAUCCACCGCCACCAGGAGCAGCGAGACCAACACAAUCGGACAUAUUUGAAGCAGCUAUGGUGAAGCUCGGAGCAAAUCUAUCGGAUAAACUGGACAAGCAGUCCUCAGUGGAUGAUGGAUUUGAUAAUAUUCCCCUCAUCACUCCUCUGGAAGUAAACCAGCUACAGGAAACAUUCACCGACAAGGUCAUUGUGAAGACAUCGACACAGUUCCAACUGCAGCAGAAGAAACGGCAACUGUUUAUGCCCAAUCUUAAGAAGCUUAAUAUUAAUUUUUACAGAGAUGUCUCAGAGAAAGCAAAGAUCACAGGGCUGAUUCUGUUGACGUUGGGCUUUCUGACCAGUCUGCUGCUGCUGCUCAUGUACAAGGAGAUGUGGUACGACCAGCUCACAUGCCCCGAGGGAUUCAUCCUCAAGGGAAAACACUGCAGCCCGGCCGCUCUGGAGAUGUACUACACCGAACAGCAAACUGUGGACCAGAGCCGGGACCAGAGCGUACUGCUGUCUGCCCUGAACCAGGUCAAGAGGACCAGCCUCCAGUCUCCAUGGAAACCAGUGUUCAGUGCCCCGAAGGAGGCCCAUAAUACCCAAGCUCUUCAGUACCCCAUGGACCAGGACAAGUGA
This is a messenger RNA of Knipowitschia caucasica, 729 nucleotides long. NCBI's taxonomy places the organism in Eukaryota, Metazoa, Chordata, Actinopteri, Gobiiformes, Gobiidae. The record is from the annotation of a GenBank genome assembly.